Molecule: messenger RNA, 1419 nt
Organism: Trichoderma breve
Lineage: Eukaryota; Fungi; Ascomycota; Sordariomycetes; Hypocreales; Hypocreaceae
Product: serine carboxypeptidase s28 domain-containing protein
Exons: 5
Coding region: 1-1419 (472 amino acids)
Biological process (GO): proteolysis
Molecular function (GO): dipeptidyl-peptidase activity; serine-type exopeptidase activity
Source: RefSeq, a predicted model, not a curated record
AUGCGUUUGUUCACAGUAGAGUGCUGGCUUCCAGCAUUGCUUGGACUCCAAGCUAUUGUGGUUAAUGGCCAAAGCUCUUCUUCACCCAACUGUACAAUCAAAACGCAAUUCUUCACGCAGCUAGUUGACCAUAAUUCGACUACAAAUGGGACUUUUCAACAACAGUAUCAGAUCAUCAAACCUCACUUCAAGCCUGGGGGUCCAAUCUUUUACUAUCAGCAAGCCGAGACUGCAACAUUUGCCUGUUUGGUAUAUAGAAGAACAAAAUGGGCUCAAGAAGUCAGCGGCAUGGUCAUCAGUCUCGAGCACCGUUUCUUUGGCCUCAGCGAUGCGUCAAACGCCACAGAUCCCAUCGAAAAGUACAAGUCUCUAACUCUUGAGAAUGUCAUGCUGGAUGCCGUGACCUUUGUCAAUCAUAUAAAGCAUACUAUCCCUGGAGCUAAAGAUAGCAAGGUUAUUGUUUCUGGAGGCUCAUAUGGUGGCUUCUUGACUACCGUACUCAAGAUGAAUUAUCCUGAAGUGUUCUUUGGAGCUGUUCCGUACGCUCCGCCCCUCCGAUCAAUUGGAGCAAACUACCAGAACCCGAGGCGAUACGACUGGUUCAAUUGGGUCAACCAAGUCUACUGGGAUUUGUCUGCAGCGGCGGCUACCAAGAUGAGGGAUGCUUUCGCUUUGCUGGCAAAACGUUUCCAAAACUUGGGCGAGGUAGAAGACAUUGCGAAAGAUCUCAAUCUCUGCAACGUCCCAAAGACAGCAGCAGACCUUCAGUUGGUAAUGGGAGUCAUUACUACCAACGCCGAACUGAUUCCCUUGCUCAGUUACAGCAGCCCAGAUGCAAACCCUUUCGGCGCUACUCCCGAAAAAAUGGUCAACAUAUCUCUUAGUGCAAAGAACCCGAUCGACAUUGUUAACGCAACUCUGACUUUGAGAAACCCGCCUAAUCUAGUUCCUUGCAUCUCCUGGGAUUCAGAUGAAUCUUCGGAAGCAUCUCUUCAGAAAGCUCCUUUUAACUACCUUGUAUGCAAUUACUUCCCAUUGAGCAGCAAUGAGAUUCUCGAGGGAAAUAUCUACCCCCCAACAUCUGUUCAAACGGAAUCGGAUCCUAUGACUUGCGAGACGCUAUACAAGCUUAUUCCCCCAACUCAAGAGGAAGUUGAGGCAAAGUGGCACAUCUCACGAGCAGACCUAAUCCAAGCGCCUCGUAUCAUAUUUGCAUAUGCAGAGAACGAUCCUACAACUGGUGUUGGUAUUCAUCCAUUUCCUCCUUCGCCGGACCGCAACGCUUCCAGAUGGAUGAUCACUAGCCAGGCUGCGCAUGGCGAGGAGUCUAUUGCGUCUUUUUCAGGCGAUAAACCAAGCGUUGUCCACGCGAGACGAGUACAGUUGGAGACGAUCAAGGAGUGGCUUGGACUUUACUGA